AUGGCUCGCCGCGACUUUCUCCUCCCUUUCCUCCUCCUUCUCGCCACAGUCUCCGUCGUCGUGCUCGCUGAAGAUGAACCAGACUGCGUCUACUCAUUCUACCUCCGAACCGGAUCGAUCUGGAAAGCCGGCACCGACUCGAUCGCAAGCGUGAGGAUCUACGACAAGUACGGUGACUACAUCGGGAUCAAAAACCUCGAAGCCUGGGGUGGAUUAAUGGGGCCUGACUACAACUACUUCGAGAGGGGCAAUCUCGACAUUUUCAGCGGAAGAGCACCGUGCCUGCCUAGUCCGAUCUGCUCCUUGAACCUGACCUCCGACGGCUCCGGCGAUCACCAUGGAUGGUAUGUCAAUUACGUUGAGGUUUCGAUGACUGGCGUUCACGCGCAGUGCUCGACUCAGAAUUUCGAGGUCGAGCAAUGGCUCGCUACCGAUACUUCUCCGUACGAGCUCACCGCCGUGAAGAACAACUGUCCGGUGUCGCUUAGGGAUAGUGUUAGCCGGGUCGGGUCUGAGAUCCGGAAAAAGCUUUCUUGGGUAGUCUGA
Microthlaspi erraticum is the source of this 546-nucleotide messenger RNA. Lineage: Eukaryota; Viridiplantae; Streptophyta; Magnoliopsida; Brassicales; Brassicaceae. The record is from the annotation of a GenBank genome assembly.